GGAUCACCCACCCACAAAACUGACGCAGAAACUGGCUACGUAGACUUUUUGCAAGAAACAUGAAACAUGGAAGCAAACAACACGCACUUUCAUUCUCUCCAAAGAUUUUUGUAGAACAAACAAUUCCUUUGGCAACUCUCAUCCUCAGAAUAUCCUAGUUGGGCGAUACCUCUUUGAGAAAUCGCAGCCAUGGCGCCUCGUCAAUCUUAUGGAUCGAUCACGGUCAAGCACGAAGAUGAGCAGGAGAUUAAGCAGCUCAUCCAAGGGUCCUCAUCUGUUCCCGUGAAGAGAUCCAAUUCCAAAAAGUACUUUGUAAUUGCAAUUUUGGCCAUUGUGAUCUUUGUUGUGGUGGAGUUCAGUUACCCCAAGAUUGUGGGAAACCGUGGUCAUGCCCGUGAAAAGUGGGUUCCCCAGAAGCACAACAAUAAUAAGAAGGCCAAUGAAGAUGAUGCUAAUUUGAUUCUGAGCGAGCUCUCUCCCGUGGAUCUCGGAUUCCGUUCCAUUCAACGCGAAAAGGAAGCUUCACCGAGUGAAAUCUGGGGCAACCGCUCGGGGCCACUCCCAACCAACAGUUGGUACUUGAACUUGGUCUCUCGAAAGGCCGCAAUCCAACCUGAUGAUUCUACAAGAGUAUACACUGUUCCCUACAUCGUUGACAUGGCGCCACCAGCCGCCAUGGCAGGAAUCCGAGUUCACUGGCCCACCAUCUCGGCGAGCGAUCGCAAUGUUCAAAUGGUGGAUGAUUUCAAAAAUGGUUUGUGCUUGGGUUCCACAGAUGUAUCCAAGAAAUAUCAAGUGGAUCCUAAUGCCACACUAUCCCACCUGGGAGUUAGCCUUCAGUGGACUGGAAGCAGCGACAACAAGAGCAUGAAGACCAGCAUUGUUCGUGGGAUGCCUUUCGUCACUAUGCAGUACGAGGGCGGUGCCUUGCCUAUCUUGUACAGUUACAACGGCCCUGCACAGAGCGACACGGCCAUUCUAGUCGAUGGAAAGCACGGGCUGAAGUGUGGUACAGUGGACUCGCAGGGUGGUACCGUGGAGGGCAACACUGCCUCUGUGGAAAGCGAGAUGCAACUUCAUUUUAUCGGUUCUGACUUUACGUGGGCCGUGUACUUUAGCAAACCGGUCAAGGUGAAGUGCGGCGUCACGGAUGGGGAUGUCUGGAGCAAGGAGUUCCAGCUCUCCGUUGUCGGCUACGACACCAGUGACGACGCGCCUCUCAUUACUCAGGUGGCACUAAUCAACGAGUGCACCACUGGCGCCAGCAACAUUAGAGCACACUGCAGCGGUGAUCAGAGUGCAGGCACCUCUAAGGCCAUCAAAGCGUACGCCCAGCUCAUGAAAGAAAAGGCCUUUCUCUUUCCCACAAGUCCUUCUCUCCAUUUUUCCUACCCAGAGGAUGGAUCUGAGGACAGGAUUGCCAACACAACAAUCGACUGGGCACCUAUCACUUCAUCAUCACAGGAUCAGCUGCUCAUGUUCGCCAUGCCUCAUCAUCAGGAGUACCUCAAUGAAUCCUCUGACGUUAAGAUCACCGAGCAUUGCUUUGACACGUUCCACGGCAGCACAUGUCUCGUUGAAGGAAACGUGUGGACUCUUGGAGAGGACUUGGGGGCUCCCAUGUCGUUCAAUGCGCCUCGGCCACCCGAAGCAAAGACCAUUCCAACUCUAGCCAAGGCACUGGAGGAAGAUUUGCAGUUCCAGAUCCCCGCCAAUCUGCUCGUUGCGGCUGCAGACACGUACUUCUCUGGGAAAAUCUUGGCACGUGUCGGCCGAGUCAUUUCCAUUGCAUGGGAAAUGAACUCCUUGGCAUUGGGCGACGUUGACUCGCUUCAAUAUGACGAAGUCGACGACCAGGCCUUGUCGGAAGCGGCACAUGCUGCCGCCUCGGAAAACUUUCCUUCCGAAGAAGAUAUUGCCACUGCAGUCAAUCAACUGAAGGAGGGAGUGUCGGCCUGGCUCAGCGAGGAUGCUGAGGCGCCCUACGUCUUCGACAAGUCUUGGGGUGGAUUUGUUAACUGUGGUUGUCACUAUGUGGGCAAGGGAGACAGCGGACACUGCAACAAUACCUUCCCAGACUGUCCCGCCUUGGCAGACGUGAACGAAGACUUUGGAAACGGCUGGUACAAUGACCACCAUUACCAUUAUGGCUACCACGUUUAUGCUGCAGCGGUCGUGGCGAAGUACGACCGCGAGUGGGCCGUGGAAUACUUUGACAAGGUGCUGUUGUACAUUCGGGACUUUGCCAACCCUGCCCCUGCUGAAGAAUUCUUUGUCCAGUUUCGCCAGAAGGAUUGGUUUUUGGGCUCUUCUUGGGCCAGUGGUAUUGUUUCCGCUGAGAACUCUCCUCAUGGCAGAAACGAGGAAUCGUCCAGCGAAGCGAUUGCUGCCUACGAAGCUGUUGCCUUGUACGGAGCUGUCAUGGCGGACAUUUUCAGCAGAGAGAGCUCUUCAGCUGACGACGAAAAGUACGAGACAGCCAAACUUGUGAGGGAUGCUGGACAGUUGUUGACAGUGACAGAGUUGCGAGCCACCAACACAUACUGGCAUGUCUGGUCUAGCGAAACGCACAAGAGUACUUACCCGAAGGGGUACAAGCAGCCAGUUGUGGGCAUGCUCUACGAUACCAUGGCAUCCUUCCAAACUUGGUUUGCCCCACAGGCUGUGGUCAGCUAUGGAAUUCAACUCAUGCCGUUGACUCCCGUUGCUGAACGAAGAGAUGAUCCUGACUGGGCCGCUGAGCUUUAUCCGGCGUAUGAGGAAGCGUGCAAGACAGCUGGCGACUUUUGCAUAAACAACGGUUGGUCCAUUCUCCAAGCUGGUCUUUGUGCCGAAGCUGGCGACCACGAGGAUGCGCUCGAACAAGCAUUGGCCAUUCCAACAAAGGUUUUCAUUUCUCAAGGAGGUGACGGGAAUUCCUUGACAAACACCAUUUGGUUUAUUGCAACCCGCAAGCCUUCUAGUGCGUCAAAGGCUAACUAAGCACGUGAACAAGCUACAAUCUUCGGCCAGCUUUUAAAAUUCUUCGUUUGAAUACCGAAAUAGAAAUGAUAAAGAAGACGGAUGCAUGCGGUUGCAUCGCUUCCUCUUCAUGACCCACCAACCGCACUCAUAUUCAGUUGACUGUUUCAUGUUUCGUUCAGUCCUCGCCGCACUCACAUCUGGCCAAUGACUUCGCCACACUCACAUCCCACUGCGUUUCACAAUCAAGAUCAUCAUCUAAAAAUAGAGCAACAAGAGAAAACUAUAAGAUCAUUUGUCACCCCACUUUGUUAAUUGGGGUUCCAUUUCAACAGGAUAUCAGUUUGAAAGCAUGUAGAGGAAGAAAUUGGAUUUUGAAUUUCAACUGCCACGCGAUGUGCCUUCAGCUAUUCCUCCUGGCUAUGUUGUAGUCUUCAACCCAACCCUUCUUUUUGAACAAGAUAGGUGUACUGAAUUAGAAAGGCAACGGGGAUAUUUUGUUCUACGUUACAGCCCUUGUCGUCCAUGACUCUCACAGUUCUGGCUCUUCCUCGUCAUCCAAUGAAAUGUCAUCUAGUCCAGGAUUGUAGGUGUCAACAAGAUGCUUCGGAAUGGGCUG
Messenger RNA from Seminavis robusta, 3580 nucleotides. NCBI's taxonomy places the organism in Eukaryota, Bacillariophyta, Bacillariophyceae, Naviculales, Naviculaceae. The record is from the annotation of a GenBank genome assembly.